CCCAAGGAACAUAAAUUGAGGGCUUCAUAAGCACUUUGUUUUCCUUUUUCUGCUCAAUCCUCAUCCGAAGAGGACAUAGCUGAUCUCACAGGCGCCUGCUCAUCCCUUAAUUCUUUGGCCAUUGUUGCCUUCACUACAGAUACUCAACAAAUUCAAAGCUACCAGCCACCGCGUUCAUCGAACUAUACAUUGCAUGAAAAAUGGCAAAGAUAUUUGUCGUCCUUUUAAGCACUCUUGUGGUUUUAUAUACCUGUUCUGCACGAUCUAGUUUGAUUACUUUAAUUCGACGAGGCAUACAAGGGGAUAUCUCGUUCUACCUCGGCAGCAUGGACGCCAUCACGACCGAUUUGAUGAAGAAUAAAGAACCCAAAGAGGAGUGUGUGUUUUACGUCGGUAGCCGUGAUUCCGACCGAGAGAAAAACGCAGCUAUUGCGUUUGCAGAGAUGCGCAAUGAACAACUUGCUGCUACUGGCGGCAGGGCUACUGCCAACACAGUCUAUGAUGCGUUCGACAUGGAUCUUGCCUUUGCAGGGACUUUGAUGAGUGCAGCUAGAGCCAGUGGUAAUGAACAAAAUUACUUUCGAGUCACCUCGGGAGCAUAUGCUAGACUCUGUCGGGGUACUGUCUGGGUAAUUGUUGGGAAGGGCGAAAUUAACCCAGACUCCAUUUGGCUCACCGACGAAUACCCCCAACUGAUUCGACCCGGCUCCGGUGUUACGGCAAUAUUCGAGAUCGACCCAGCCGAGGUUGAAGCUGCCAGAGCUCUAAACGAUCCGCAUCGUGACUUACACCCUACUCCUUACAGGGGUGGUCUGCCACCCGGAACUCGGCCACCUCGAAGUAUUGGCCCCAUUAGUUAUGACAAAAAGAAUGAGGCUAGGAUUCAAUCAAAGAUUGACCAGUUUCGCCGAUACCCAAAUGUUUCCAACGGUCACCUUCCACCAAAGGUAUCUGCCUCUCCUCAAUGCAAUAUGAAAGAGAGUAGUCAAGUACCGUACAAUAUCUUCGAUGGCGUGUUCGACAAGUUUUGCAAGAACACGUUGAAGAACCCUCUCAAUGGUCUCACUGAAAUCGUAGACAGUCGCGGUUUCGUCGUUCGACCGAGGAAAAGAAGCCUUCUCAAACGAACUCCUCCACCCAAUCCUGAUGCUUACAUGGAUUACAGGUUUGGUCUCAGUUGGUCGGGAGGAAAAGGAACUUGCUCUUUAUCGUGCGUCGAAGCUUUCAAGGCGGGAAGCACCUCACCCUGCGGCCACACUGCCGGCGAGCAGAAUCUCAUGACCAAUUCUGGAACUGUUGAAGCCGGAUGUGGUCAAUACAAGUGGACAGUCAUCAAGACUCUUGGUACCGAUCCUACGCCUGCUCCACCUAAAGUGUCAGCUGUAAUGUGCAACCCAGCCGAUAAGUUUGGGAAGCAUCGGGAUAUAAGUCCAGAUUUGCAAAAACAGUACAGCAAUGUUGCCUGUGUUGAUUCCGCUCGCAAGGAUGUCAAACCGGGAGGUCCUGAAGUUAGCUUCAAGACAGUCACCAACGGAACACCCUACAAUUACAAAAUUUCCUGGCUCCCUGCUUGCAAAAGUACUGUCUCCGAGAUGAACGUCCACAAACCACUUCCCAACGAUGACAAAAAUACCUGCACAAAUCUUCUUCGAAAAACGUUCACUGACUGUAAGAACGGAGGCGUUGGAGGAUCGAUAGACGUUGGUUGUGUUCGAUACGAAUUUCAUCCCUAGUUCUGAUUUGACCUUGCAGAAUUUAGUCACGCGAACUGCAGGAUGUUCCUUUCAAUCUUAAACUUUGUCUUCUUUCUUGCUUAUUUGAAACAAAAAGAGGAAACACACACGUGACUGCGUUCUACCAAAUAUUUAUGGACUUGUUAUUUGAUUUCGUCUACGCACAUUCUAUCAGAUUGGUUUUGGCUAAACAUCAUUUAACUGAAACAAUGGUUCUAAGCUAUUUGAUCCGUUGA
Puccinia graminis f. sp. tritici CRL 75-36-700-3 is the source of this 1969-nucleotide messenger RNA. RefSeq lists its product as uncharacterized. NCBI's taxonomy places the organism in Eukaryota, Fungi, Basidiomycota, Pucciniomycetes, Pucciniales, Pucciniaceae. The coding region runs from base 201 to 1733 and encodes 510 amino acids. The record is from RefSeq and is a predicted model, not a curated record. The transcript has 4 exons.